Messenger RNA from Closterium sp. NIES-65, 4059 nucleotides. The record is from the annotation of a GenBank genome assembly. Lineage: Eukaryota; Viridiplantae; Streptophyta; Zygnematophyceae; Desmidiales; Closteriaceae.
AUGAGGCUAAAACGGUUUGAUCCGUUUAGAUUCGGGCGAUUGAUGUACGAGCGCGAUGACACGACGAAUCCGCUUCGGAGCCCGACGCACAGGGGAAGCAUGGCACACGGGGGAAGCCAUCGCACGGUCAACGUGAACGACCCGCGGUCACACGCUCAUCAGCAGUACAAGAACAACGCCGUCUCAACCACCAAGUACUCGUUUUUGACUUUUCUCCCAAAAGGCCUCUUCGAACAGUUCCGGAGAGUCGCCAACCUGUACUUCCUUCUCAUCGCCAUUCUUUCCACAACGCCCGUCAGUCCGGUGAACCCCAUUACCAACGUGCUGCCGCUCGUGCUCGUGCUCAUGGUCUCGCUCAUCAAAGAAGCGUUUGAAGACAGGAAGCGGUACAACAGCGACAAGGUGAUCAACUCGAGCAUCACGGAGUGCUUGCGAGGCAACCAGUGGAUCCAAACGCCCUGGAGUGCUGUGCGCGUCGGCGACAUUCUACGGGUGAAGUCGGACCAGUACUUCCCCGCGGAUCUGCUGUGCCUCGCCACCACCAACGGAGACGGCAUCUGCUACAUUGAGACGUCGAACCUGGACGGAGAGACCAAUCUGAAGAUCCGCAAGGCGCUGGAGCGCACAUGGGAGUACAUCACUGCGGACGCUGCUGCUGACCUGCGAGCCAUGGUGGAGUGUGAGCAGCCCAACAACUCGCUCUACACGUUCACGGGCAACCUGGUCAUCGGCAAGCAGACCCUGCCCAUCUCGCCCAACCAGAUGCUGCUCCGAGGGUGCAGUCUGCGCAACACAGAGUGGAUCGUGGGCGCUGUCAUAUUCACAGGCCAUGAGACCAAGGUGAUGAUGAACGCCAUGGACGUGCCAUCGAAGCGCAGCACACUGGAGAGGCGCAUGGACCUGGUCAUCCUCAUCCUCUUCGCCAUCCUCUUCACCAUGUGCCUCAUCGGCGCCAUUGCCAGUGCCAUGUUCCUGGACUACAAUGAGUGGUACCUGCAGCUCACAGACAGCCAGCCGCAGUAUGACCCGAGUAACCCUUGGGCGGUGGGUUCGCUCACCUUCCUCACGCUCUUCAUCCUAUACGCCACCAUCAUCCCCAUCUCUCUCUACGUGUCCAUCGAGAUGAUAAAGUUUGUGCAGAGCACGCAGUUUAUCAACAAGGACCUGCACAUGUUCCACAGAGAGACACAGACGCCCGCCCUCGCCCGCACCUCCAACCUCAAUGAAGAGCUCGGGCAGGUGGAGUACAUCUUUUCGGACAAGACGGGCACGCUGACGCGCAACACCAUGGAGUUCUUCAAGUGCUCCAUCGGUGGCACGCUGUACGGCACGGGCGUCACGGAGAUCCAGCGCGCCAUGGCUCUGCGCAUGGGGCAGCCCAUCCAGGAGGACCCCGCAUCCAUGUACCAAGACCGCAAGGCGUCCCAGGCAGAGGUGUCUCCUCUGAAACCGACGGGAUCAGAUGAUCCGUUCAAGGACCGAGGGUUCAACUUUGACGACAAGCGCCUGCUGCGGGGUGCAUGGCGCAACGAACCUACCGCUGAGAUCUGCAAGGAGUUCUUCCGGCUGCUGGCCAUCUGUCACACGGUGCUGCCAGAGGGGGAGGAGUCCCCAGAGGAGAUCGAGUACCUCGCUGCCUCGCCCGACGAGGCUGCCAUGGUGGCUGCUGCUAAGAACUUUGGCUUCUUCUUCUACCGGCGCACGCCCACGACGAUCAAGGUGCGGGAGUCGCACGUGGAGCGGCUGGGGCGCGUGCAGGACUGCGAGUACGAGGUGCUGAACGUGCUCGAGUUCAACUCCAUGCGCAAGCGCCAGUCCGUCAUCUGCCGCUGCCCUGAUGGCCGCAUAGUGCUCUACUGCAAGGGCGCUGACGUGACGAUCUACGAGCGGCUCUCAGAGGACGCCAACCCGCACAAGGACAUGACGCGCGAGCACCUGGAGAAGUUUGGAGCGGACGGGCUGCGCACGCUGUGCCUGGCGUACCGGGAACUCCCCCCCGCGCUGUACGAGGAGUGGAACGAGCGCUUCAUCCAGGCCAAGUCGGCCCUCAGGGAGCGGGAGAAGCGGCUGGAUGAGGUUGCGGAGAUGAUUGAGAGGGAUUUGAUCCUGCUGGGGUGCACUGCGAUCGAGGAUAAGCUCCAGGAGGGCGUGCCGCAGUGCAUUGAGACGCUGCAGAAGGCCGGGAUCAAGAUCUGGAUUCUCACUGGGGAUAAGAUGGAAACUGCUAUCAACAUUGCGUAUGCGUGCAUGCUGCUCAAGAACCAGAUGAAGCAGUUCAUCAUCAGUAGUGAGACGGACAUCAUUCGAGAGGUUGAGGAACGGGGCGACCCAGUGGACACGGCGAGAGUCAUCAGAGAGUCGGUCUUCCAGCAGCUGAGGGACGCCAUUCGCCAGGCCGUGGUGAUCGAUCGUGAGGGGUACCCGUGUGCGCUGGUGAUCGACGGGCGGUGCCUCAUGUACGCCCUGGACCCGCUCAUGCGCGGCACGCUGCUGCAGCUGGGCAUCAUUUGCAAGGCCGUUGUGUGCUGCCGCGUGUCGCCCCUGCAGAAGGCACAGGUGACGGCGCUGAUGAGGGACGGAGCAGGCAAGGUGACGUUGAGCAUAGGCGACGGCGCCAACGACGUGAGCAUGAUCCAGGCGGCGCACGUGGGAGUGGGCAUCAGCGGGCAGGAGGGCAUUCAGGCCGUGCUCGCCUCUGACUUUGCCAUCGCGCAGUUCCGCUUCCUCACCGACCUACUGCUCGUGCACGGAAGGCUGUCGUACCUUCGCCUCUCCAAGGUGGUGGCGUAUUUCUUCUACAAGAACCUGGCGUUCACGCUCACGCUCUUCUGGUUCAACUGCUUUGCGGGCUUCUCAGGGCAGCGUCUGUACGACGACUGGUUCCAGUCCGCCUUCAACGUCCUCUUCACCGCGCUGCCCGUCAUCGUGCUCGGCCUGUUCGAGCAGGACGUGGAUCGCCGGCACUCGAAGCUGUACCCGCAGCUGUACCGGGACGGCAUAAAGAACCGCUUCUUCACGUGGGGCGUGCUGGGCAUCUGGCUCUUCUUCGCCGUCUACCAGUCGCUCAUCUUCUUCUUCUUCACUGCGGUGCCGGGCUCCAACUCGCAGGGCAGCAGCGGCCUCAUGUUCGGCCUCUGGGACAUCGGUACGAUGACAUAUGCAGCGCUGAUUGUAGCGAUCAACGUGCGGCUGCUGAUGGCGAGCGACUUCCUGACCAAGUGGCACUGGGUGAGCGUGGUGGUGUCCAUCGCGCUCUGGUUCGUGCUCAUCCUCAUCUACGACGCCAUCCCCUCCUCCACCACCUCCUCGUACUCCUCCCAGUCGAACCAGUACUGGGUGAUCUACACGGUGAUGGGAACAGCCUACUUCUGGCUCACGCUCCUCCUCGUGCCCAUCGCUGCGCUCCUCCCCGACUUCCUCUACAAUGGGCUGCAGCGGUGGUUCUCCCCGUAUGACUACCAGAUCGUGCAGGAGGACCUCAAGUUCCACUCCAAGACGGACGAGUUUGCCGAGAGGGACCGCCAGCUGGAGCUCGAAGCCAUGACCGUUGAGCCGCCCAAGAGGCUGGAGAGGGAGGAGAUUCGCAGCCAGGCCAUGGCGUCUCUGCCGCGCCUCACGUCCAAGAAGCACACCGGCUUUGCUUUUGACACGCCCGGCUUCGAGUCGUUCUUUGCCAAGCAGGAGGGAGUGGACAUCGUGGGGCGGGCGUGGGAUGUGGCAAGGAGGGCGAGUGCACAGCGCAGGCGCGCAGCAGAGCUCUCGGAACUCCCCACCAUGCAGCGGUUCCCUGCCGAAAUGCGCCGCCCAACUCGUGACGCUCAGCCCCCUGCUGCUGUCACCCUUGCUGCUGCUGCCAGUGCUGCUGGUGUCGGGUCAGCGUCGUCGUCUAGGAUGGGAGAGGGGAGUGGAGGAGGGGGUUCGGGGCAGUGGGGAGGGGCGUCGGUGGGAGGGAGUGUGGAGUGGCCCCCUGCGGCUCCGGCAGGGGCGAGCGGGAGUGGGGUGCAGAUGGGUUCGAUGGGUCGCCGGGGGAGGGACGAUGAUCAGGAUUUGUUCUUUUGA